Molecule: messenger RNA, 9314 nt
Organism: Aspergillus homomorphus CBS 101889
Lineage: Eukaryota; Fungi; Ascomycota; Eurotiomycetes; Eurotiales; Aspergillaceae
Exons: 5
Coding region: 1-9207 (3068 amino acids)
Source: RefSeq, a predicted model, not a curated record
AUGUUCGCGCGCGAGUUGAAGUUUAUCUUCAAUCAUGUCGUUCAUCCGUCAAUGCUACCUCAACACAAUGAUACAGAGGUCAACGAUCUGGAGGGCCCCAUGGAGCAAAGCUUGUAUCAGGUGGCUCUUGAAGCCCUAGAAGGAUUCGUUCAAGCUUGUCCGCCAGAAUUUACAGGACCCUGGAACACUGUUAUCAACAUGCUAGAGCAUUGGAAGGAGAUUGAUAAGCAUGAGACUGUGUGUGAAGACACCUUGACCUGUAUCUUGUCUGAUCUACGAAAACAUGGGGCUGUAGCGCUCUAUAUCCGCGCUCAGAAUUGUGGCUUUCUAGCCUACUUUGACCGGGAUCGUGACAGAUUGAUUUUUGAUGCGUUUGAAGCGUCUCCCCGAGCGGCAGAUGUGCUACGCGCGCCUGGGAGUCUGCUCCGUCAAUUCCCUGGUCAGAGCGUGGAAAUUCCAGCAGCCAUGACUGAAAAACCGGACUUUUGCUCUUGGUUAGCAGGACAGAUUAGUCGCCUCUUCAUUGAGACUGUGAACAAGAUGGUUCCUACUACCAGGAAAGCCGGAGUUCAGGCUCUGGAGCUGCGCGAUACUGUCCAUCCUGGAAUGGUUACUGAAAACAUAAUGAUCCAGCUUCUGGCACACGGUAAUCAUAACAGCUGGCCAUGCUUCGAGAAGCACAUGCAGGAUGAAGUCAACUGGAGGUCCAGUAAACAUCCUUGGAGGCGGUCUCCUCUUUGGUUUGUGAUGCGUGUGGCACUGCAAACUGUCCUUCGACGCACUUUCACAGAUAUCAAGGGGCAGACUCAAUAUAAGAAUUUCAUGCUCUACCUCAUUGCCGAAAUCGCGAUAAAAGCCAAUCACAUGCCAGCAGCCCUCUCUGCUGAUCAGCUACAGAUCAUUCGCGCUAAAAUGGCCCGUCGAAUCACCAAGCUCGAUAGUGGCGUCUAUGAUUUUGUGGCGCAGCAUGUACUCUCGGCGGACAUAGCCCUUAAGACCAGAUUGGCGAAAGUUCAGAUGACAAUCCGAAGAAAUGAUUCAGUCGCUAUCCCGCACAAUAUCGUAUGUACCCAACAAGACCUGCAGUUGACUCUCCCUCAAUCAUCUACCUAUCUUGCAGCAGCAUUAUCCUCAGGCCUUGCAGAAGAAGUGACUUCACAAUUUGAUGGCCACGGUCAGAUUCGAGACUCCCGUGAUAGUCGGGGCCUUCCCAUCCCAAGACAAGAUGACCUCUUGUCUAUUCUGGACUUUGACCGAUGGGUUGAAUAUGAUAUGGGUGGCUGGGCUGAGUCGGUGCCUCUAUCAGAGGACCUCAUAUCUGUGUUAGCGGAUCGAUUCGGCCAGUAUGACAGAUAUGGGUCUCAACUGUUUGCGGGUAACCCUGUGGCAGUGUCAACUAUGCGACUGACCCAGUUAGAAUUGUGGGUCACCAUCGACCGCAUGUGCACCGUGUUGUGCCCGCUUUUGAAGGAUUAUUCACCUGAAAUCCCGGCCGAAUUUCUCGAGCCAUUGCUGUUACCCCAGCGUGGUCAGAUGCGCAGAGCCCAAAAAAUUGAGAAUUAUAUCCGAGCUCGGCAUCGGGACCAGAACCGUGGGUCCAUAUUCCGCAACCCUGAAUCCGAGAACUUUGCGGUCUCAUAUUACGAAUCCUCGGGAAGACUUGCGCAAUUGCGACAGGAUAUUGAGCAAUACGCCGAGGGCAAAGUGCACGAGAAAAGACGCGAAUGGGAAUCAAAAUCAAGUCGAUACCAUAUGCUACAAUACCAAGCUGGACAGCUCGAACAUGAGAUGGAGCUGAACUCGCGAGGACGCUACAACUGCGUGUCUACGUGUAGGAAAUGCUCGUUCAUAAACCAGGCAUCAAGCAUCCUCAUCGAUAUCUAUGAGUGGCCUCUUCCGGAGAAUGAAAGCACAAUUAAGACUGUUCUUUUUGAACUAGCCUGCCCUCAUUGGUUCGUGGCAUGGCGCGAUCUCACCUGGAAAAUCCUUCAGGACUUUGGGCGACGGGAGGUUAAAAGGGCCCAGGACAUGGAGCAGAAUCUGCUGAACUAUGGCGAAACCCACGAUUUUGCCGUGCAGUGGGGCCAGCGCCUCACUCUAGGUUCCAAGACGAAGUCAUGGCGACGGACCCAUUACAAUCCUCAGCCCUUUCCGGUGGACUUUGAGAAGAUCAACCUCCCAAAUCCGCUCCAAUUCAAGCUCCUAGACAGUGCCAGUGACUGCAAUAGCUGGGUUACCGACCAGGCCAAAUCUUCAACACUCAAGCCAUUGUGCACAUUGGAGCUUCCUCAAGGAUCCUAUUCCCAUCUCCAAUAUGCGGUGGAUUCUUUUCGACAUACCCAGAACGAGGUACUCGCGGAUCAAGCCCACUGUCACCCCACGCUGAGCCUACAUGAAUUUAUCGCAUUCGGCUGCUUACGAGCGGGUGAACGCGUACAGUGGCUCAACAUAUUACGUGAGCUCGCGUCUCCUGCUCUUUCGCUAAAUCAAGAGUCAGUCGGCAUUCUGAUCCGCCAGGCGGCAUGGGAGUUAGGCACUCCCGGCGACAGGACGGAGUUGAGAGAAGCCCACCGCGUCUUCGAGGACGUAUCUUUCAGCGAGCGUCUUUUGGAGACGUUGGAACACCGCCUCGACUCUAUUGAAGCCAACUGGAAUGAGCAUCAGACUCUCCAAACGCUGAUCGUCCUCGGUCUCCGCACGCUCAAUUUGUCAAGGGCAGGUUCGGUGGUCGAACGAGCUGCCGCAUUCAUACGUCGCGGUCGACGGGUCACGAUACGAUGGAUUGAGAAUCUGAUCAAUGCGCUGGAUUCGCAUUUUGGCGUGCAGAGUGAAGCGCAUCAGGAACUACUUGUUCGAGUUGGAGGCAUUUGUCAGCUCACAUAUGCCGUGGAGUCAGACCAUGUGACGACCAUCCUACGCAGCUCCGAAGAUCUUUUCCAUCUAACCCGCGCCUCCAUCGUUGUCUUUGAGAACACUCCACCAGAGCUGAGGUGUAAGAUGCCGGCGGCUGCCGGGUGGGUGCGGACCUCCAGAAUCCUCCAUCAUGUGGAGACACGUACCCGUCAGCUGGUUCAGCAGGAUGCCUCAGGAUUCAAUCAGGCAGUCAGAAAUAGUGUGCCUAACCUGGCAAUAACUAACACCUGGAGCUUCGGGAACGGCAAUUUGACCCGAUGGGCGGUCAAUCAGGUAGCGCCGGAUGGAACGCGACAGAAGCGGCAGGUACGGUAUGAUCUGCUGAGUGGGGAGCUCCUCGUCGAUAAUUCGCCGCCCGGCCGUCUCCCCGAGAGUUACAGGCAAGACCCAUCCUACAAGCGAAUUUUUGGCUUGCGAACACUCAUUGUCGUCCCAUCAAAUUUGCCUGGAUGUAGAUUCAUGUCCGCGCGACCAUUUGAAGGCUAUCAGGUUCAUUUUGGACAGGAAGAAGAUCGUCUUCUUGUCAAGGCUGAGAAGGCCGGUCAAGUGCUCAAAUUUAUUCCGCACGACUGGCUUCAGGGAGACUUUCCCCAGUGUCUGCUCACAGAUUACGCACACUGGCUCAACCUGGAAGAUGAAACGCUGGAAUUCCGUCCACUCGCGCAGGCAUGGCAGCCUGAUCAGCGUAAUUGGCGUCUUUCGACCAACUUCACGGAUGCAGAACCGGCCGUCAUGGUGCGACCUCGUUGCACGAUGAUUGGCGUCCAUAGCCAACUUUUCAGCCAACUGUCCAAUUUACUGGCGGCAUUGGAUAGGCCAGAUCAUAUGAUUGUGUAUCAAAAUUCAGAGGGCAUCGUCGUAGUCGAUAUGAUUAGAUUACGGCUGCGGUUUCUCGUCAAUGGAGACGGUCUGUUAGAAUCUCCUGAGUUGCAUGCCAUCGUCGACAGGGACCAGGAUAUCGGAUGUUUUUAUGGCCUCAAGAACAAAUUGGUUCUACAAGACAUCAAGGAAAAGAGCCAACGAUCGGUAUUGAUACCGUUUGGGGACGCUCAACUGUGGAAGGCGAGACAUCAUAGUGUCGUCCAAAUUGAGCCACCAGAGGAGCGUCGCAUCCGAUAUUUCCAGUACUUUUUGGAUCGAGAUAUGCAGGAACUUCGAGGCCCAUCUGAUAUGCUGGGAAUACUCUACCAGGCUUAUAUGCAUGCGCUCACCGGCUUUGUUCUCGCGGAUCCCUCUAUCCAGCGACCGGGAACCGCCGAAGCCCUUCGAAUCUUGCGGCAGGCGAGGUUGCGGUCACCUUUGCCCCUCGAAAAAGAGAGCAUCAAGCUGCUGGGGCGUCUGGCAGCAUUGACGCCACGACGAACGUAUUAUCCAAGUCAUCUGAAGACCAUGCAGUCAGUCGAGUGGAAUAGCGAUCUCGGGGAACUGGCACAGCACGACGACUUCCGGGCCCUCGUUCAAAUGAUCGCCGACCAUGCUCAGUCAUUCUCUAUGUUGCAUAAUGUCAGCACGGAGGAUCAGGAGGCAUACGUGAAUUGCUACCAGGAUCGGGGUGAGCCACAUUUGAUUGAGAGGGCCCGUUUCCGCAACGCGCAGUUCUACCCUGCUGAAUUCGGGGGCAGCAUAGUGCGCUCCGCACCGACGCCGUCGCCGUAUUCGGCGCGCGACCGCGGCAGCGGGAGUGAACGAAGCGGCCGUGUCUAUGAGGUGGCGACUCUAAUUCGUGACUGGCCGAAAUGGGUACCGCAAUGUUCAGAACUGUAUUCGACAGUGAGCUCAUGGAAACACGUGCAGCUUGCUGCCAUGCGUGUUGCUGACCUUAAUUAUAAUGAGCUACUGGAAUUGUCAUUCGGAGACGCAUGGGGCGCUCUGUAUGAGCUGUGCCGGUCGCCGGAUCGGCGACAGAGCUCAUACAGCCUCAUGUCUCUCUUCUGUAUAAUUGCUUUCAAAGGAGACGAGCAACUGUCCAACCUGCGACCGUUACUUUCGGUUGCAUUUUCGGGUCAAUUUGCUGAUCUUCCGGUGCCGGGCUACGGGGAACGGGGACCCGUGCUCAACUUGCAGCGAGGAGAAGAGCCUGUUCCAUCCGAAAUUACAGCUCUUGUCAGCUCCCAUUACGCUCCAUUCCAAAACUGUUCGCCUUUGUCAAAUCUGUCAAAAACAGGAGGGAAAGAGAUUCAGGAGGACCGAGAAAGGUAUAGUCUGGAAAAGGAGAUAUACUUGACUCAAUGCCGGGAUCACGUCAUGGAGCAAUGGCCGUGCGAAAGGCCUCAGCUCCAGGGUUGUUCCCAACUAGACUACGAAGGCGCCUCAAAGGCUUGUGCUUUGCUGUGUACCCAGUGGUACCAAAAUCGCACCUUCCUGCGAUUCCUUCGAGAGGUCCAGGCUCGGCUAAAUACGAGUGGAACCGAACCACUGGGGCCUGUUCGGAACGUUCCGCCAGCGCCGCUUCAUCUUAAUUCCGCCAGAACAACAUAUUGCCCACCCUCGCUACUGGGCCUAAUACAGUCACGUGAUAUCAUGACUACCGUGCCUAUUCCACAGCCACCUCCUCUGAAAUUUUCCAGGCAUCGCCUUCCCACGCGGCACAGAAGCGCGACAACUUCGAAGCUCCUUGCCCUUGUGUCUGAAUUUCGUAACAAUGUCGAUCCAGACUAUCGGGAAUAUGGGGACGGCCUUCAGGAGAGCCUCGACGCCUUAGAAAUAAGCGAUUUGCCAUGUUUACCUACGUCGCUACCUGUGCCGCGCGAUGUCCUUGAGUGUGAAUGUCAUAUGCUCGAACGACAGACAGAGGACCUCUGGAAUUGUCUUUAUCGAGCAUUGAGCGCUACCAAUAGAGCCACAGAAAAGAUCGCGAGUGGCCUACUCUGGCCACAAAUCAAUGUGCUCUCUAUCUUGUCACUCCUCGUGGCUAAUCAAUGGCAGCGAGUUCCAGAGUUGUGGAAGACUCCAAUACUAAGCUUCGCUAAGUGUGUCGCAACUUUACGUCGCUGCAGACGUCUUCUACUCUUCUACGACCGGGUCGAUAUCGACGGCUUUUUCAAGGAAGCCGAGGCUGCGGAGUGUGAAGGAUGGGAUGCUGCGACAAGACCGGAAUGGCUUCUACUUGAGAUUGAGAAUAACAUCACCAUUCGUGCCUGCCAAGCCGAGGUUGCACAGCGGAUCAUCUGCCCUGACCCGCCUGGAAACUCCGUUCUGCAGUUGAAUAUGGGCGAAGGAAAGACCAGCGUGAUUACUCCUAUGGUCGCGAUGGUACUAGCAGACGGCUCCCAAGUACCACAAAUCAUUGUCCUCAAACCCCUCUUUCGGCAAAGCUUAGAUAUACUCACUCAGCUACUGGGCAGGAUACUGGGUCGACCCAUCUAUCAUGUGCCUUUUUCGAGGGAUACCCCUCUCGAUAAAAAGAUGAUCAAAGCUUUAAGGAUGAUUUACGAGCAAUGUCAAAAGAAUCAAGGAGUCUUGAUCGCGCUGCCGGAACAUAUUCUAUCGUUUCGUUUAGUAGGGCUAGACCUGGUGUACCGGAAGCCAAACCUAGCCCAGAAAGCGAUCGCAUUAGAGGCGUGGCUGCAAGAUAAUUGCCGGAAUAUCAUUGACGAGAGCGACGAGAUUCUCGACCCCAAAUUUCAGUUAGUGUACACUGUCGGAAAUCAACAGUCCCUGGAUGGGCAUAGUGAUCGCUGGCAAAUCGUGCAGGGCUUGCUGUCGGUGGUGGAACAGCAAGCGAGAGAACUCCAUGUCCAGGACCCGGCCAGUAUUAAUUUUGAGUACCAUGGUGCUCGGUACCCUGUUUUCCACUUUCUGAAUGCCGACGCGGUAAAUGUCUUGGUAGACAUGGUUCUAACGUCUAUCAACGAACAAGGUCUACCCGGACUACCGCUGCAUCUCUGGGCCCGCCAUAUCCGUCAUCGCGCAUUCAAUUUUAUCCGGUUCCCUGACCUGACGCCGCUGGAGGUGCAGGUCCCCCGAGACACUUUUGGGCAGGGGAAUGUCUUGCGCAAAUUGCUGGCUCUGCGUGGCUUCCUCGCCCACGGCAUUCUCGGGUUCGCCCUAGCAGCAAAGAGGUGGCUUGUGGACUACGGCCUUUCUCCGAGCCGAUGCAUGAUGGCAGUGCCGUUCCGGGCGAAGGGAGUUCCAUCCGAGCACGCAGAGUUUGGCCAUCCAGACGUGGCAAUCAUUCUGACGUGCUUGAGCUACUACUACCACGGCCUCAGUGUUGAGCAAGUUCGGCAUUGCUUCACCCUGCUAGGGAAGGAGAAUGACCCUGAGGCUGCGUACCAAGACUGGAUCCGUAGAGAUGUAUCCACUCUACCUGAGGAGCUCCGAGCGCUAACCAGUGUUAACCUGGAAGACACAGGGGCUUUUUUGAAAAUUCUCUACCCUCAUCUGCAGCAUCAGAAAGGACUCAUCGACUUCUAUCUUUCGCGAGUUGUAUUUCCAAGGGAGGCGAAAGAAUUUCCUCACAAGCUAUGCACUUCUGCGUGGGAUCUGCCCUCAAAGUCUGACCGGCCACUUACCACUGGCUUCAGCGGGACUAAUGAUAACCGGUUCCUUCUUCCACAUUCUGCGCCGCAGCAUGAUCUACCGGAACUCCUGCAUACCAAUGCGAUGGUCUUGGGCCACCUUUUACGCGAGGAGAACAAGCGGUGUAUUCUAGCACAGGAUACGCAAGGCUGUCAACUUCAGGCGGAGCAGCUCCUCGAUCUCAUUUCCCGGCAGGAUCCCCCGAUUCAGGUCAUCAUAGACGUGGGGGCGCAGAUUCUCGAACUGAGCAACAGAAGCGUUGCGCAACGGUGGCUUUCUACAACUGCAUCCGCUAAUGUGGAGGCCGCCAUCUUUUUUGAUGAGUCUGAUGAGGUGGUUGUGCUUGAUCGUGGAGGACACGUCGAGAGACUAGUAUCGUCCCCAUUUCGACAACACAUGGCGAAAUGCCUAGUGUUUCUCGAUCAGCAACAUUCUCGCGGUGUAGAUCUGAAGCUUCCCUCGCAUUAUAGGGCCGCGGUGACAUUGGGUCCUCGCUUAGCCAAAGAUAGACUAGUACAAGCAUGCAACAGGAUGCGAGGAAUAGGUCAAGGGCAAUCCGUGACGUUUGUUAUUCCACCUUGUGUGAGUCGCAAUAUGUCAUCGCAGGGCACAGCCAUCACUUCACUCGACGUGGUUCGAUGGGCCCUAGUCCAGACAUGCAAUGUUUUCAAAAGUUUGGCCCCGCUCUGGGCAUCUCAAGGGCUACAAUAUCACAAGCGUCAAAUAGCAUGGGAUAAGUUGUUGCGAGCGGAAAGCCCCCCGCAAGAGGCCAUUCGGCAUAUGCAAGAACCUGAGGCCCGGACCUUGUCUCAAUUAUACGCCCCAUGGAACAAACCCGAGGCUUCGUCUGUUGACGAAAAGCUGGAUACGAGUAAUUCUGCAAUACAAAAACUCUUGAAUGUUUGGGGGAACUCAGGUCGAGGUAUGCAACAGGGGCCUGGGUUGCACGAGGAACAUGAGCGUCAAAUUAGCCACGAAGUUCAGAGAGAGCAGCAGAGUUGUCGACCUCCCGGGCUUCCUGCAGCACUUCACCGUGUCCAUGACGACGUUCGUUACCUCGUAACCCAUGGCACUUUGCCUGAAAGCAGUUCCACUGCAGUUCGACCAGCAUUUGAGAUCUUUCGGCAAACUUCGGCGGGCCAGUUUGACUUUCCGACUUCACUAGCCCCUCGUCUCUUCGCGACAGAGGACUUUACUUGCACUGUAAAGCAAAGAGAACAAGCUUGUACCGAUGAUUUUCUUAAGCCCGCUCACUGGGUUCUUGCGAAUGCGUACAACCAGGAACUGCUCCUUCUGAGUCAGUACGAAGUCAACGAGCUCUUCCACCUCAUCCGGUCCUCGCAGAAGACAAGACUGCUCAUUUACACUCCAAAAACAACAAAAAUCAUGCGGUCGUUCGACUCUCUGGAUUUCCUACAAUUAGGCCUCGGUCUUACAAUGCCCCGUCAGCCUCAAGCUACCGCUCAGGAUUUGGGUCUAUUCGCUGGCACUCUUUACUUCGAAUCGUUCUCUAUCUACGAAAGCUUUCGCCAAUUCCUCGGGUUGGUGACUGAUAGCUAUCGAGAGAUCCCAGAGGACCAAGUGACCAACGAAGGUUAUGUCGACUCAGAUACAAGAAUGGCCCAUAAUUGGCCUGUAAAUUCUCCCUUUCGUUCAUGUCCAUUGCAGUUUUUGGGUGCUGUUCUAGAUAUACGUAGCAAGAGUCACGGAUACUUACAGACUCAUGCUGGCACGAUCGUGGAAACAGUGCCACUUAGUGCAACCUACUUCUAAGGGAUUGGCUGCAAUUGGUAACUGCAGCGAAUUAUCCAGCCCACACAAACUUGUUGCAAUGUUUGAUAUACGGUGAUUAUAUUAAUUUCGAGCAAUACAUAUGCCUG